UUCGGUCAACAAUAAAUAGCAAUUUGUGCGGAACUGCUUUAAUGAACGUGUUCAUGUCGACUCGCUGCGCACCGCGACUAAAUAUUUUUUAAACAAAGAUGUUACGUAAUAUCUCGUCCCGAUGUGACAGGAUUAUAAAAUUGGCGUAAUCCGGAGGAUUUUACAGUUUACGAUUUGAUUCGAUCGACAAAAGAGACGCGGUCGAGGCGGUCGGAUAUUCGAAGGGGGAAACUUACAAAAAAUAAGGAUGCUUUUCGCACGAGCGGUGACGUUCGUCGUCGCCGUCGUCGCUGUCGUUGGUGCUGACGAGCCUAUUACCGAAAGAAAAUGCGACAAGAACAUUCUGUGGACCGGCGGUACCUUCGAAUGGCCUUGCGUGGCCACGAAGAGCAUAUUCAAGAAUAGUGGUCGUUACAUCUCGAAGAACAUUCUCGCCACCAGGGUUGCGAUCUACAAGGAUGAUGCCAUCCUUGCUUUACCUAGAUACAAGCCUGGCGUGCCAGCGACCUUAGCGAGAGUCUCCUUGAAAGAUAAGAACUGCCAGGCCUCCCUCUGGGCCUUCCCUUGUUGGUCGCUCCAGGAAGAAGGUACAUGCUCAGCUCUACAAAAUGUCGUAGACCUCUUUUUGGAUCCCCAGGAAGUCCUGUGGGUACUGGACACUGGUGUUAUAAACUCUCUUGAGCAACCGGAGCGCAAAUGUCCACCAAAGGUUGUCGCCCUGAAUAUAAAAACUGGCAAGGUCCUGAAAACAGUCGAUCUGUCCGGGCUGACGAACUCCGCGUCCCGACUUCAGUACGUCGUGGCGGAUUACAAUCCAGACGGCCGCGUCUUCGUCUACGUGUCCGACGCAGCCUCGCGGGCGAUCCUGGUAUAUGACGUGACCUCUGGUCGUGGAUACCGCGUUGUACUUCCUCAAGCGGUGACUCUGAACUGCGAUCGCCGAGACGUGCUCUACCUCGCUCUGGUGCGCCACAAUGACGGUAGUACCUGCCUGCUCUUUACAUACUUGGGCAGCAGCCGCGUGUUCAGCAUCCGAACGGAUCAUCUCCGAAGUGGCAAUGCCCAAGGCAGGAUACAAGAUCUUGGAGUAAAACCACAGAAGAUAGUCAUUCUGGGCACAGACAAUGGUAGUGCUGUCUUCUUCCGCUACGUAGGCAACGGCGAGGUCUACAGAUGGGACAGCAUCACGCCCUUCGUAGCCGCCAACUUCCAGCCCGUCUACGAGAAUAGCUACGAAGGCUCUCUGCCUACUCACAUCGUACCCGAUUACAGGAGAGGACAGAUGCGCGUUCUCGAGAGCAACUUCCCGGAUUACAUGCAGGGUACCGUCGGCUGCGGAGCCAAUCAUGCGUUGAUCCUGAUGUAGAGCGAGAGGUUCUCGCCGAUUGUGAAUAGAUCGAGGAGAAGGAAUAGGAGAAUGGGUUGAUAACAGCGACAGGUUUCUUGGCCCCCCCGGCGUGCCCAGUCGGGAAACCGAGUAACAUUAUAAUUCAAUGAGAUUACCUUUUCAUGUUAUAGAUGCGGAACAAUAUGUACCUUACGCCAAUCGUCUUUCAUUGCCAUAAAUGUGUAGCGUAAAGAUCAUUCUUGUGUACGUGUAUGUGUUUACCUGUGUGUAUAUAUACGUGUGUCUGUAGCGUCGAAACUCGACUUGCAAAAAUUACAUUGGCUGCAAUGCAUCCUUUGCAACCGACGAUGCAAAAACUCCGACAGUAAGCAAAAUGUCAAUCGCUGACAUUCGUCGGAUGCAGAAAUAAACGUAUUAUAAAAAUUCAGCGUUUUUUAAUUUUCUCUCCGAACGCAACGUGC
This is a messenger RNA of Acromyrmex echinatior (Panamanian leafcutter ant), 1809 nucleotides long. It is a transcript of the gene yellow-g2, whose product is annotated as L-dopachrome tautomerase yellow-g2. The record is from RefSeq and is a predicted model, not a curated record. Lineage: Eukaryota; Metazoa; Arthropoda; Insecta; Hymenoptera; Formicidae. Gene Ontology annotation, cellular component: extracellular region.